Messenger RNA from Monodelphis domestica (gray short-tailed opossum), 2545 nucleotides. RefSeq names its product serine/threonine kinase receptor associated protein (gene STRAP). Lineage: Eukaryota; Metazoa; Chordata; Mammalia; Didelphimorphia; Didelphidae. The record is from RefSeq and is a predicted model, not a curated record. Gene Ontology annotation, biological process: spliceosomal snRNP assembly. Gene Ontology annotation, cellular component: SMN complex. Gene Ontology annotation, molecular function: protein binding; RNA binding.
GUGCUGGAAGUGGCCUCAGGGGAGCUGACUCAAAAUCUUACUUCUACUUGUGUGAACUUGGGCAAGUCCUUUCUCCUCAGUUUUCCUGUCCUGGAUGAGAUCUCUUAAGCCUCUUCUCUCUAAAUCCAGGAUCCUGUGAAUUUCCAGUCCUUCCCAGUACUAACUCUACAACCUUAUGAAGAGGACAAAUCUUAAUAGGAUCUCGACCAUUUUACGGUAGAUUUUGAUUUUGGAUCUACCGUAUUAUAUUGAAAAUAUAAGAAAAUAAAUGCGACUCAGGAUAAAGAUGGGUUUGGGAGGGAAUGGGAAGCUGAGAAGAUUUCUAGCUUUUGGGUGAGGGUCAUCAAGGCGAGGUUCAACCAAUUUCGGACAAUAUGGCCCCAGUCCGGCCUUGACCCCAAACGGGCAGGGCAGGAGACUUCUGACCCCGGCCCCUAGGCUCGAGACAAACUGCCCAGCGCCCAAAUCCCCUGCUUCUCUGAUUCUCUCCGGAAGGUAGGGCAAGGGUGGGGUAAUGGGUGUGGUCAGAGGCGGGACCUAAAGUGCGAGGUGCCUUCGGGGAGGAGCCGUCCCCACGGCGUCAUUUCCAGCGACUCCCCUCACGUCAUCUACCACCGUCACUUCCUGCCAGCGCUGGAGUGGACCGUGCUGGCGGCGCCCGGCUCGGCGCUCCCCUCUCCUUUUCUCCCUCCCUCCCUCCCUCCCUUCCUCCUCUUCCUCCUCCUCCUCCUCCUCUCCCUCCCUAGGCAGCUAGAGCCCACCCCGCGCUGACCCACCUCUCCGCACGGAGGCCGCUCCUGACCUCAGCGCCUGCCGGAGCAGCUCCUUCCUCUUUCCCUCCGCCUAGCCCCCCGGUGUCGGGACCAGGGCCUUCCCUGGAGUGGCCGGAGCUUCAGCCGCCCCGCAGGAGCAGCCGCCUGAGGACAUCAGCGACCCCUCGGCGCCUCCCUGCAGCCGCCCGCUGAGGCGCUGCCGCUCCUGCCACCGCCGCCAUGGCGAUGAGGCAGACUCCGCUCACCUGCUCCGGGCACACGCGGCCUGUGGUGGAUCUGGCCUUCAGUGGCAUCACUCCCUAUGGCUAUUUCCUAAUCAGCGCCUGCAAAGAUGGUAAACCUAUGCUACGCCAAGGAGAUACAGGAGACUGGAUUGGAACAUUUUUGGGUCAUAAGGGUGCUGUAUGGGGUGCAACACUGAAUAAAGAUGCCACAAAAGCAGCUACAGCAGCUGCAGAUUUUACAGCCAAAGUGUGGGAUGCUGUUUCAGGAGAUGAACUGAUGACCUUGGCUCAUAAACACAUUGUCAAGAGUGUGGAUUUCACUCAGGAUAGUAACUAUCUGUUGACAGGUGGACAGGAUAAACUUUUACGCAUAUAUGAUUUGAACAAAUCUGAAGCAGAACCUAAGGAAAUCAGUGGUCACACCUCUGGUAUUAAAAAGGCUUUGUGGUGUAGGGAUGAUACACAGAUUCUUUCAGCUGAUGACAAAACUGUCCGCCUCUGGGAUAGAGCAACGAUGACAGAAGUAAAGUCUCUAAAUUUUAAUAUGUCAGUUAGCAGUAUGGAAUAUAUUCCUGAAGGAGAGAUUCUGGUAAUAACCUAUGGGAGAUCUAUUGCAUUUCAUAGUGCAGCAAGUUUGGAGCCAAUUAAAUCCUUUGAAGCUCCUGCUCCCAUUAAUUCUGCAUCUCUUCAUCCUGAAAAAGAAUUUCUUGUUGCGGGUGGUGAAGAUUUUAAGCUUUAUAAAUAUGAUUAUAAUAGUGGAGAAGAGUUAGAAUCCUAUAAAGGGCACUUUGGUCCUAUUCACUGUGUGAGGUUUAGUGCUGAUGGAGAACUUUAUGCUAGUGGUUCUGAGGAUGGAACAUUGAGACUAUGGCAGACUGUGGUAGGGAAAACAUAUGGCCUUUGGAAAUGUGUGCUUCCUGAAGAGGAGAGUGGAGAGCUAGCAAAACCGAAGAUCAGUUUUCCAGAGACAACAGAAGAGGAACUAGAGGAUCUUGGCUCAGAAAAUUCAGAUUCCAUCUAUAGCUCAACCCCUGAAGUGAAGGCCUGAGCAUCUAUCUGGCAUAUACCACAGAUGAUAUGCAACAUGUGGACUAAAACAAACAAGCAGCAAUUAGAAGCCUUACAGAGUUACCCUCUACAUAAGGCAAACACGGGCAGUAAAUGAUGGGGAUUGGGAUAGUUAGCUCCAUUGUUGGAACUAACUUGGUGUUGUCGCUAAGUGAAAACUGAGAAUAUCAAAAGAUGGCAAGUAGAAUUGUGCUCAUUUAGUCCAUUAUCCUACUGCCUUUUUGAAUGAAUAUGUGCAAGCCAACAUCCAAUUUCUCCUAUUUCAAUUAGAUUUCUUAUAGCCAUUUUACUUUAUUAUGGAGAAAAAAAAUGUAAUGGCCUAUUUUACUGACUUUUUUUUUCUAAAAGCAGAAAGACUUUUGCUUUAGUUGUAAAGAAGGGAGUACAUGAUAAAGUAUUUGGUUUGAUUUCUCUUUCAUUGUACACUGCUUCUGAACAUCUAAUUGUUUUCAGUUGUCUAAAUAAAAUGCCUCUACAACA